AUGGAAAACAGCAUCUCAGACUCUCUAGACUUAGCCCAAAAGCAAGUGCUAGGAUUCAUUUACGGGUACUUGGUUCUGGAACGGACCACCACCAACUUAGUUGUUUGGGCCCAACACAUGGAAGCUUAUAAAAACCUGUACAAGUGCCUUAAUGCACAAGUCUGGUCUAAUGCCCCUAGCAGCCACAUGGGUGGAGGGCAAGGCAAGCAGGAUGACUCUGCUGUGGCUGAUCACGUGACCCGGCUGAAACUCAAACUCCUUGAGAAGAAACUAGAAAAUGAACAUGAAAACUUGGAUGACUUUGAAUCUCCCUUCUCUGCAGCAAGAAAUCUCGAUGGUCAUGACACUGCAUUACAAAAUGCACUAAGACGAAGAAAAGAUCUUCUGCAGCAACUCAGGGAGCAAAAGCUUUUGGAAGACUUUUCUAUCCCGCAUGGAUUGCCAAGUAUACAGAGAAAAUGCUACAGACCAGAACCUGAACAUGUCUACCAAAUUCCUCUUCCUCUUCCUCUUCCUCCUCCAACUCCUCUACCUGAGCAACCAAGGAUUAUCCAGCAGACAUUGCCUCAGCAGCCAGCAACCAUCAUUCAACAAAUACCUCAGCAACAGCCACCACUCAUCACCCAGAUUCCACCUCCUCAGCCUUUCCCAGCUCCUCGCUCUGGGAGUAUUAAAGAAGAUAUGGUGGAGAUGAUGCUAAUGCAAAAUGCACAGAUGCACCAGAUCAUUAUGCAGAACAUGAUGCUGAAAUCUCUGCCGCCACCUGCUUAUCCAGCCGCAACUGGGCCUGGGGUUCCUAUGCUUCACAAUGGACAACAGUUUGCUGCCCCUCUGGUGGUAAGAGCAGACAGGUCACGACCAUCAACGGUGCAUCAUCAUCAUUACACAUCUACUGGGGUACCAACUAUUCCAUCUCAGCUUGGCUUUCCCAUGUGGCAUUCAGUAAUGUCUCCUGGUCUUGGCACACAGCUUGGAGGGUUCCCGUCUGAUGUACAUCAUCUGCCAAUCCCAGCUACUGCAACACACACGGUACCAACCAAUGGAUUCCUUGGAUUGCCCCAGGGAUUGUAGUCUUCAUCGAUAGCACCUAGCAAAGGUAGCCAGCAAAGGAAUACUGAUCACAUACCUUAACUGUCACUGGAGCUUACUUCAUCUGACCCUUAAUUUCAGAGAUGAUUGUCAUAGUACCGGCGGUGACUGAUAGCCUGAUCUUAUGCAUGUCUAUUCAGAAGGAAGUGGGAUUUAAUUCAGUGGGAUUUGCUCCCAACUAAGUGCACUCUUCAUCAUUAUUUCCUCUUUUAUUGAUGUCUACCUAAUCCGAUCUAUUUCUUCUGAAACGACAAUUCCAAAUCCUGAAGUAACUAUUAAUGGCUGCACUGGGAUGGUGUAAUUUAUUAUAAAUAUUUUCAUUUUUCUAAGCCAUUUAACUUCUUUCUUGCUUAGUUCCACACUGACCUGUAGUACAGCAAUGACUUUGUAAUCCCUGGGAAGAUUAGCAUAUAAUGUAACAAACAGAGGUAGAAAUAAAUGCAAUACUGUGGAAAAAACA
Messenger RNA from Hemicordylus capensis (graceful crag lizard), 1549 nucleotides. It is a transcript of the gene C1H21orf58, whose product is annotated as chromosome 1 C21orf58 homolog. Lineage: Eukaryota; Metazoa; Chordata; Lepidosauria; Squamata; Cordylidae. The record is from RefSeq and is a predicted model, not a curated record. The transcript has 11 exons. Bases 1 to 1071 code for a protein of 356 amino acids.